AUGGCUGCGCCAUCCAACAGUGCCGUUCCACCCAAAAUAGGAACGCGAUUUUCCAGAGACACCGCUCGUCUUCUCAAAGAGUGGCUUAAUACCCACAGUCACUACCCGUAUCCUAGUCAAGCCGAUAGGCAGAGUCUGCAGCUGUCGACUGGACUUUCCAAAACUCAGAUAUCAAACUGGCUUGCCAAUGCGAGAAGACGCCAGAAAUCACUCGCAAACACCACUCCUGCACGUUCUCCUUGGUCAGAUGAGUCAGGCGCCCAUGUACCAAGGCGUCCAGGAACUCCAAUUCCGAAUCGGACACGCAUGGAGAGCCAUUAUCUUGACAUGGAUCCUAUGGAGAGAUGGGUUGACUCGCCUCCCGAGGAUGAGCCUGCAGCAGUUGAUGAUAUCGCUCGCGCAAUAGCCUCUGGGAAUCCGUCAGCCUCAAGUGAGUCCAAUUACAACCGCCGCGAAAGCUCGGCAAGUAGUGUCGUAUCUUCCAGAGAGGGCUCCAAGGCAUCUGCAAGUUCUCGAGGCUCACUUAAAUCUGCAAGUUUGCCGCCCUCUUUCAAGAAACGAGGACGGCCCAGAACUCGUAAAGGAGGGCACAGCACGCCCCUUGUGCAAAACCGAGGCCCUUUCCAGUGCACAUUUUGUACAGAGACAUUUCGCGCCAAGUACGAAUGGAAGAGACACGAGAAGUCGCUCCACAUACCACUGGAUAGAUCCAAUCCAGAUGAGGCACAUCUCAACCUUCACAACUACAUGGCCUGUCACGGGAGAGUCUUCAACCGUAAGGACCAUCUGAAACAGCAUUUACGCCUUUUUCAUGACGCACCAGGCGUUGAUUGGGUCAUAGAAGGUUGGAAAACUGCUACCCCGGAGAUUCGCUCGCGUUGCGGCUUUUGCGAGCAGUUGCUUCCGACCUGGGAAGAUCGCGUUGAUCAUUUAGCGGACCACUUCAAGUCGGGGAAAACAAUGGCAUCCUGGACUGGUGAUUGGGGUUUUGAACCAUCAGUGAUGGAGACUGUUGAACACUUUAUGCCUCCGUAUAUCAUUGAUCACGAGCGUCACACGCCAUUCCCAUUCAAUGCCACCUUAGUUCCUCCUAAUUCACCACGCAGUGCGUACGAAUUGUUGACCUUGGAGCUGGAGUACUUCAUGCAAAGACAUAUGGACGAAUACGGACAGGUACCCAAGAAUUCCGAAAUUCAACUGGAAGCUUGCCGUGUCAUAUUUGCAUCGGAGGUUCUGUGCACCUCGCCCAACAUUCAAGAGACAGACACCUCAUCCUGGCUACGAGAUCUCAUCGAAUCAAAUGAAGACAUUACCACGAAGGCGAAAUUUGGAUCCAUAAGAUCACAGGCGGAGAGUAGACUUUCAGUUCUCCGGAUCAACGGGAAAAGGACACUGUUUGAUUCGUGCCCGCUAGAGCUUCAGCUGCGAGACUACGUCCACACUCUUUGA
Messenger RNA from Colletotrichum gloeosporioides, 1449 nucleotides. Its product is annotated as Mating-type-like protein ALPHA2. The record is from RefSeq and is a predicted model, not a curated record. Gene Ontology annotation, molecular function: DNA binding. The transcript is spliced from 4 exons. NCBI's taxonomy places the organism in Eukaryota, Fungi, Ascomycota, Sordariomycetes, Glomerellales, Glomerellaceae. Gene Ontology annotation, biological process: regulation of DNA-templated transcription. The coding region runs from base 1 to 1449 and encodes 482 amino acids.